AUGGCAAACACUGUUGUUGUUAUCGGCGCUGGUGUUAUUGGCCUCACAUCGGCUUUAUUGCUAGCCAAGGAGGGCAACAAAGUCACUGUCGUAGGAAAGCACAUGCCCGGUGAUUACGACGCUGAGUAUGCUUCACCAUGGGCCGGAGCAAAUGUUAUCCCCUUAUCUCCUAUUGAGGCGAGUCGCUGGGAACGAAGAACUUGGAUAGCUUUGAAGAAGCUUGUCAAGGAGAACCCAGAGGCGGGUAUUCACUUUCAGACAACUCACGUCCUUCGUCGAAACAAGGACACACAAGAUGCCAAAUCUGGCUUCUCCGCGCACUUCUAUGCAGCCAACCCCUGGUUCAAGGAAAUAUUCGACAACUUCCGAGACAACCACUCUUCAGAAAUGGCACCCGGUUACGACUCAGGUUUCCAAUACCAGGGAGUCUGCAUUAACACCGCCAUAUACCUGCCAUGGCUUCUCGGUCAAUGUCUCAAGUACGGCGUCGUAGUCAAGCGCGCUAUUCUCACCAACAUCAAUGAGGCCAAGUAUCUUAGCCAUACUGGGCAGAAAGCCAAUAUUAUAGUCAACGCAACUGGUCUUGGCUCUUUGAAACUUGGGGGCGUGGAGGAUACCACGGUUGCUCCGGCCCGAGGACAAAUUGUUGUUGUACGCAACGAAACACCAAGCAACCUACCGCUCUUCAUGUGUUCAAGCGCCCUAGACGACAGCGGCGAGGAAAUCUACGCCAUGCAAAGAGCCGCCGGCGGUGGAACUGUCCUAGGCGGUACUUACCAGAUCGGAAACUGGGACACACAACCUGAUCCCAACACGGCAAACCGAAUCAUGCAGCGAAUCGUCGAUCUAUGUCCUGAGAUUGCGGGUGGAAAGGGUAUUCCGGGGCUGAGUAUCAUCAGGCACGGUGUUGGAUUCCGUCCUUACAGAAAGGGAGGUAUGAGGCUCGAGGAAGAGAAGUUGGAUGAUGAGACUUGGGUUAUUCAUAAUUAUGGGCAUUCUGGCUGGGGGUAUAUGGGAUCGUAUGGUUGUGCUGAGGGGGUCGUUGAGCUGGUUGGGAAGGUGACUGAUAAGACUCGGGCGAAGCUGUGA
Molecule: messenger RNA, 1089 nt
Organism: Fusarium sp. VM40
Lineage: Eukaryota; Fungi; Ascomycota; Sordariomycetes; Hypocreales; Nectriaceae
Source: the annotation of a GenBank genome assembly